This is a messenger RNA of Stylophora pistillata, 2715 nucleotides long. RefSeq lists its product as uncharacterized. NCBI's taxonomy places the organism in Eukaryota, Metazoa, Cnidaria, Anthozoa, Scleractinia, Pocilloporidae. The record is from RefSeq and is a predicted model, not a curated record. Gene Ontology annotation, biological process: protein O-linked glycosylation via fucose. Gene Ontology annotation, molecular function: peptide-O-fucosyltransferase activity.
UAUUCCGUGCGGAUACGUGGCAUGCGAAACCGAACCCAUCAGUCGCCUUCUUGUGAACACAAAGUGAAAAUAUUGCCUGUUGACGCUCACAGUAUCGCUGAAGGAAUGGAAAGAAAAAGAUGUGACUACCUAGCGAGCUGAAAGAAACUUGUACUCGAUCAAGCGGUUGUGACGUUCAUUCGUCACGCAGUGAACGCUUUCUUCUUCAAGCUGUGGUCUUUUAAUGUGGCUGUGUGUGCGAAGACGAAGGUCAUUUUUGUCGAGAUGCACUGUUUCGUUUGGUGUAAAGACUUAUGUUAUUUUCAGUAUUUUCAUUAUGUAUCACCUGCUUCGUGAACAAACUUCGAAUUCACCUGGCGUUUUUCGGAAGAAUGUUCAACCACUGGCCGGAUUACUUCCACUCAAACGGCUUAAUAGAAACGUCGUUAAAGAAUUAUCAAAGACGGAAUCUAACAAGGUAAAGAGUGUCACUUUAAAGAACAUUUCGCGGGAUAUUAAAUCGAGUGUUCCGUCAAUUACUAAUUCUGGAUCUAAACAACAUCUCAAGUUCCUUUUUGUUUUACAUCAUUACGAACAACUAACAAAGACUACAGAAAAUUUGCUACAACUGGCUGCAGUGGCGAAGCAAACUGGUCGUGUGAUCGUAGAGCCUUUUGUGCGCGAUUCUAGAAUGUGUGGAUUGCCUCACGGCUGGUAUGGUCAGAGACGGUCGGAGACCAGAAAAUUUCAUCCAAUGUCGCUGUAUUUUAAUGUAACAUUUAUCAACAAUUUGCUCAAAAUAUCUCGCUACGCCCCGAUGGUUAAACUAGAGACUUUCAAACGGGAAUGUCGCUCAAGCGUUGCAAACACAACUUUGCUGCAUUUUAUGUACAGUGAUCGAACGAAAGAAGAAAUGGAACGUUGGUACAGAAUAUCCUCAGAUAUUUAUCACAAGACCGAAAAUGCUUUGAAAAAAUCCGGCUGGUGUGACUGCGCUUUCAUAGAUAAUGGUCUUAAUUUUUCUAACAGAAUCGGUAACUUUCAAGCGGGAAGGCAGAUUUGCGUAGACGCCGAAAGAAUAAAAAGUCUUCAGUUAUUCAAAAGUAAAAUCCUCAAAGGUGACAAAUGCAUUGCUAUUAUUCACUGGCGAGGGUUAGGUAAACACAGAUGCCACUUCACACCGGAAGUAAAUAUUGAAAGCCGGAAGUUGGUUUACUCCCUGCGAUCGAGUGAAUUUGUCAAUUCACUAGCGAAAAAAAUCAUCGACUCGAUAAACGAGGAGUAUCUUUCGAUCCACAUCCGAGCUGAACGGCAAAUUCUUUGGUAUGGAUUCGAUCGACUGGCACGGUGUAUCAAAGUGCUGAUGGAAAAAGUUGUAAAGCUUCAGCAAAAGUAUAAAAUCAAGAGAGUUUUUUUGUCAUCAGAUUUGACACGUUUUGGCUCGGACACAUUGCAUACAUUCACAUCACAGAAUAUUUCAUUCGCCAAGAAAAUAAAAGAAAUACAGAGAUAUUUGUCCAAAACUUUAAAACCCAUAAUACACAAUCCAAGAUCUGGAGAUACAUUAAUGAUGGACAGUGGGGUCGUUGCACUGACAGAGAAGAAUAUUCUUAAAGAGGGAUCACACUUACUGACGAUUGGCUCUGGGACUUUUCAACAAUGGAUUGUUGAUGGAUUUAUUGAAAGGAAAACAAAUGCUGAAAAGCAGAAGAAUUGGACAGUCACAAGAAUUUGUAACAAAGAGGGCAAGGUUAAUAAUUACAAACCCAGCUAACAGAGGUAUAACUUAUAGCGAAUGUGGUUGAGAAGAAAAAAAACCAUAGAGGUCUCAUACUCAUAACCAUGCAAAAAUCCCUCAUCAUUCCACAUCCAGAAUAUGACCAAAAUGGAAUUUCUCCUUCAGUAACAAGAUUUUCAAGCAGUAAGGUGAUAGAAGAAAGAAAAUAUCACCUAGGGGAUACUAUUUAAUACCACAUUUUCAAAGCUAGAAUUAAAAGGAGAUGCACUGCAGACAGUACAGAUAAUUUAUAGGUAGAUCUUAAGAGUCAAAGAGUAAACAUUUCACAAUUUUUUCAGGAGCCUUUACAUCCUUGUAAGGUGUGGCACAAUGCUUGCCAUAUGGUAUUUAAUAGAAGAAAACCACUAACAAGUUAAUUCAGCUCACUUCUUCCCUGGAAUUAAGAAUGCUUUUCAACUUGAAGAGCAUACAAGUUUCACAGUCUUGCUGUUUCCCUGUCAUCUGAUGAAAGAUGUAGAAAAUCAGCUCAGAGAGCAUUUUUUCAAUUUUGUGCAUAAAAUAUCAUAGGAGGGACAAUCUUCAUGCAGAAAAUCUGAGUCAUAUUUGAACCAGCUUUCACCCCCAGGAGAAACUUAAAAGAUCAGUUUCUCUAUACUAUAUCAAUAACACAAUAGGAAAUAUAUAGAAGACAGUGUAAACAACAAUUAUUAUUCAGAUCUUGAGACUGAAAUGGUAAACUACCCAGGGAACAAAUCAAAAUUGUGGGUAAGUAGCUAGAGAUUGUGACUAGUUAAUUAUAAAGGAUAAAGAAAAGCUAUUCCAAGUUAGAGGGAUGUGGUGCUUCUUCAUUUAGUAGUCUAUUUUCACUUUGGAGCAAAUUUGUGAAAGGUAUUCUGGAGGCAAAAGAUAGAAACACCCUAUCAAACUUAAUUCAAAAUUUUAUUUGUCAAAUUAAAUAUAAGAUUGCAAAAAGGAAAAAUAAAGAGAACUGAAAUGAG